Molecule: messenger RNA, 1767 nt
Organism: Ophidiomyces ophidiicola
Lineage: Eukaryota; Fungi; Ascomycota; Eurotiomycetes; Onygenales; Onygenaceae
Exons: 4
Coding region: 1-1767 (588 amino acids)
Biological process (GO): cytoplasmic stress granule assembly; P-body assembly
Cellular component (GO): P-body
Molecular function (GO): mRNA binding
Source: RefSeq, a predicted model, not a curated record
AUGAACACGCAAAUCCCCUUAGCCAUGGAUAUGAACCAUUUCAUUGGGCGUCGUUUCAAUUUAAUCUCAAAGAGCGAUAUUCGUUAUGUUGGUACUUUGCAUGAGAUAAAUCCUGAAGCAUCAACUAUCGCCCUCGAAAACGUUGUUUCACAUGGUACAGAGGGUCGCCGUGGGGAUCUAUCAGAAGAAAUUGCGCCAUCUACCAGUGUCUAUGAAUAUAUUGUGUUUCGCGGAAGCGACGUAAAGGAUAUCAACUUCGCGGAUGAGCAGAAAGGCAAUGAGCAAACCGAGCCACCACAAAUGCCAAAUGACCCUGCUAUUCUUGGAACAUCUUCACGCCCUGGGCCUCCACAAAGUGGUGGUCGCGAGCCAAUAAACCGAUUUUCCCACCAACCUCGGCAAGCACCUCCUGGGUUCACACAGCCACCUUUCCCGGGCUAUUACCACCCAUAUGGCCAGCGAUUUGGCCCUUCUGGAUUUCCAGCGGGCCCCGGGUUUUCAAAUGUGCCGUAUAAUACUUCUCAAGGGUGGUACCCCCCUCCUAAUCAGAACCUCACUCAGCAACCACCACAAUUUCCUCCCCCGCAGAUGACAGUUGCGACCUCUCAGCUUCAGCAGGAAACACAGCCGCCCCAAGUUGCUCAAUCAGGACCGAUAUCCCACGAAUUACCGAAAACUACCUCUGAGCUUCCGGUUGGAGAAAAGCCAGUUAACAACGCCCCGAGGACGCCUGAGGCACCAAUUUCUGGGCCUGGAAUGACGAACCUGAAACCCAAUAAAGCUCCUGAGCAGGCCGUAAAGAAACCUCAGUCCGUACCACACCCACCUAGCCUCAAUACAGCCUCGCAUCAAUCAGCCACCGCGAGCAGUGCUGUCGCUAUUCCAAAAUCGAUGGCGCCACCACCUAGUGGACUCAAAGUGGAACGUGUUGUGCCAGCGAUACCAAUUUCAACAACUGCAGUGACAAGACCCCCUGUCCCUUUAGCAGGCAAAUCCCCCGUUUCCGCAGGGACCUCCCAGAACAGCCGUACUACACCAAGCACUAUGCAAGAGGCUACGAGGGCCGCCACAGCUGCUGUUGCCGCUGCAAUGGCAAAAUUGCCACAACCAUCAUCCGGCGAAAACAGACUUCAAGCUGCCGAAGCUGCCGUUGAAUCGGUGACCAAAAAGGUCAGCGACAUGAAACCCUUCGACAAUGAACGCCCUAUUCACGGUGGGCAGCAAUAUUCUCGUGGAGGACGAGGCUAUCGGGGUGCUUACCAUCCGCCACAUCCCAAAAAAAUCGAAGUUCCAACGGUCGAUUUCGAUUUUGAGACAGCAAACGCCAAGUUUAACAAGCAGGAUGUUGCCAAAGAAGCGAUUGCGUCCGGAUCUCCCCUUAAAGACUUUGAUGGUAACGGUACAAAUGAUAUCAGUUCGACCAAUCGCCAAAAUGAUACUGCCACGUCCAGUACUUCUAGCCUUAUGACAAGCAUUGCCUAUAACAAAUCCUCGUCCUUCUUUGAUAACCUCUCUAGUGAAGCUCGUGAUAGGGAGGAUGGCAUUCGCCGUGGGCGCCGAGGCGAAGAAGAAAAGAAGAAUAUGGAAACAUUCGGUCAAGGAAGUGUUGAUGGAGGCUAUCGUGGUGGGUAUAGGGGUCGCGGAAGGGGUAGAGGCUAUCGUGGUCGAGGACCAUAUGGUCGUGGCUACGGAGGCCGUGGCCGAGGACAUAUCCGCGGGGAACGUGAUAGCCCUAAUACCAGUGGUAUCCCUACCCAAACACUAUAA